UUUUCGCCGCCAUUGUUUUUCAGCUGAGCCGUCAAAAGCUGUUACUUUAUUUUAACAGACAAGAUCAUACAAUUAAGUUUUAAAACAUAAUAAUAAUAAUAAUAAUAAUAAUAAUUCAUUUAAUUUAUAGUGCACUAUUCUAACAUGUCAGAAAAGUCAAUACAGCAGUGGACCACCGACGAAUCCGAUAUGCUUAUAGCGAUUUGGACAUCAUCUGAAAUACAGGAUAAAUUGCAUAAGGCCGUUAGAAAAAACAAAAUUUAUGAGGAAAUACGGAGAGAGUUGGAGAUUGGGGGGUUUAAACAAACGACAGACCAAAUAACGAAUAAAUUAAAAAAAAUAAAGAAAGACUACAGAGACUACAAGGCAGAGUCAUCUAGAAGUGGUGCUGGACGGAUCAGGACCGGUCUUAAUAUACAGCUCCUGGAUAAUGUUUUGGGCCGGCGACCAGCAAACGACUUAAACGGAGCUUUGAAUUCAGCGACGGCUACCCAGAUGCUGGAAAAUAUGUGUGGCGCCUCCUCAUAUGAACAAGAAGACGUCGAAAACGGAGACGGAGACGAGUCAGUGGCAUCCCCCUCCGGAAAUGAAAAUGACCCAGAACCCCCUCCACCAUCAACAAGUGCUCAGGCAAACACUGGAAGAAGGGGAAAAAGGAAGUCCCAGCAGCAGGACCUACUGCAGUAUAUGGAACGAGCGGAUGAAAAGUUCCUUGAACACAGCCAGAGGCUAACAGACUCAUUUUUAAAUAGAAUGGAGAGCACCAGCAACAAUUUAUUGGGCCUCCUGGGAAGAAUUGUAACUGCAAUUGAAAAGGAACAGUAACAUUCUCACACACACACACACAUAAACUAUUUCUUAUACACAAAUAUUUACUAC
Clupea harengus (Atlantic herring) is the source of this 879-nucleotide messenger RNA. RefSeq lists its product as uncharacterized. The record is from RefSeq and is a predicted model, not a curated record. The transcript is spliced from 3 exons. The coding region runs from base 145 to 825 and encodes 226 amino acids. NCBI's taxonomy places the organism in Eukaryota, Metazoa, Chordata, Actinopteri, Clupeiformes, Clupeidae.